AGUGGGUAUGCGGGACCCAGGCCCCAUGCAGUUCAUAUUUUAUGGAUUGAGCACACAGCGAUUCUCGGUACACGGAAAGUGAUAUCAAUACAAGGUAGUAAUGCUUUAGAAAUGACUUAGAUAUAUACAAAAGCUAUGCUUUAUCUCUCAUGAAUAUCUUAUCCUAUCCCCGGGCCCGAGUUGCCACUUGAUAUCAUAUUGUGAUCAAGGGUCUCGGGUGUCAUCAAAGUCUUGCGUCUUGCUUCUACAGAUUAAUCCCAAAACCAACAAAGCAAUGCCCCGCAGUCCACGGCGUUGGACCCCGCAAGAAGACCGCAUAUUGCUUGAGAAGGGCAAGCAGCUACUUUCGGAGGACAAGAAGACUACGGACACGGCAAUCAGCUGGAGCAGCGUCUCAAAAGCCAUCGCGAACCGCAACAACAAAGAUUGCCGCAAGCGGUGGUUCAAGCUGACAGGCGCCAAAAAGGGCUUGUGGGCUGCGAGCGAGGACGAACGAUUGCUAGAGGGCGUGCAGAAAUACGGCAUCCAAUGGGCCCGGGUUGCGAAGACGGUAGAAACCAGAAAUGCGGACCAGUGUGCAAAGCGAUGGCAACACUGCUUAGACCCGUCGCUGGACCGCAGUGAAUGGACAAGUGAGAAGGAUGUCCAAUUGAUUGCUGCAGUAAAACAUUACGGCACAAACUGGAAAGAUAUCAAGAGGUUCGAGUUCCCGAUGCGCUCGACCACGAAUUUGAAGAACAGACACACUGCUCUCCUCAGGCAGAGCAGCAAGACGCCCAGCGUCUAUUCUAACAAAGCCGGGGCACUCCAAGAGCCAAGCAUUGAAUGGCCAUCAAUUCAGCGGGGCAUGCCUGAUCAUAUGACCAUGGAUGGUGGCGAUGACCGUGACUAUCUCGAAAGUGACCACAACCAGAGUCCACCCGGCUCAAACUCGACGUCUUCUCUACAGAGCGAGUCUCCCCUCGAGUGCAAUCUAUCUGGCUCUUUAGUACCAGACAUGACACCAACGUCGGCAAGCUCGAGGCUCUGCCACUUUCCUCUAGACUGGGAGCUUCCCUUGCAUCAAGAGCUUCUCCAGACUGCAGAGAGUGUGGCAAGUAAUGCCUCGUCAAGCAUGCCGCAGAUAAUUUUCACCAUUGACAGUUGUGACCUGCAGACAAUGACGAGUGUGCUCGAGGUUUUGACCAGGGCAAAGAGUAAAGUAACUAUAUCCAUUAAUGCGUAAGUAAAAGGUUGUGGCCUUACUAGCC
This is a messenger RNA of Xylona heveae TC161, 1250 nucleotides long. RefSeq lists its product as hypothetical. NCBI's taxonomy places the organism in Eukaryota, Fungi, Ascomycota, Xylonomycetes, Xylonales, Xylonaceae. Gene Ontology annotation, biological process: mitotic cell cycle; positive regulation of transcription by RNA polymerase II. Gene Ontology annotation, molecular function: DNA-binding transcription factor activity, RNA polymerase II-specific; RNA polymerase II cis-regulatory region sequence-specific DNA binding. The transcript is spliced from 4 exons. The record is from RefSeq and is a predicted model, not a curated record. Bases 275 to 1225 code for a protein of 316 amino acids. Gene Ontology annotation, cellular component: nucleus.